UAGAACAAAAGAGGAGAACGAGCGACAACGUCAACUACUGGACGCUCUUUUCAACAAACAUCAACAAACAGACGUGAGUGAAGAACAUCUUCCCCUGGAGCAGCAGGAGUGGAACUCCAGGUUGGCGCAGGAGGAGCCGCAGACCCCCCACAUUAAAGAGGAAUAUGAGGAGCCACAGCCACCCUACCUUAAAGUGGAAACGGUGGAUGGUCACAUCAGUCAGGAGGGAGGACAUCAUGACGGAUUCCAGGAGUUCCCCUUGAUUGGGGACGAGGUCAAAGGUGAAAGUGCGGAGAGAAGAGAGGCGGAGCCUCCGAGCAGCAGCUCCAGUCAACACAUGACAGACGGCAACACACAUUUUAGAUGUUCUCCCUACGAGAAAAGUAUUGUCAGUGAGAGAAAUCUAAACCAACACAUGGCCGCGCACAAAGGAGUGAAACCAUUCAAGUGCUUAGUUUGUGGCAAAGAUUUUGGACGAAGCUACGAGUUAAAAAUUCACAUGAGGAAACAUACGGGGGAGAAACCCUACACGUGCACAGUCUGCGCCAAAGGUUUUUCUCAGAAGGGACAUUUUACCGCGCACGCCAGGAUACACACCGGAGAAAAACCCUUCACGUGUUCACUGUGCGGCAAAAGUUUUGUGCGUAAUCACGAUCUGAAGUUGCACGUGCGAAGGCACGUGGGGGAAAAGCGCUACUCGUGUUUGAUUUGCAGCAAACGCUUCUGCGACAGAACGCCGUUUGUGAUCCACAUGAGGACGCACACGGGCGAGAAGGUGUUCAGGUGCAGUGUGUGCGACCAAAGGUUCUCUUACAAAUACCAGCUGGACAAUCACAAGUGUGUUGAUGACACCAGCAGCAGGAAAUGAACUUUGACAACUUUCUUCUUAUCAACGAAGUUUAUCCUGCUUUUAGCAAGCCGGUCUGUUAGCAGUUAGCAUCUUUUUCCUGCUCUUGUUUGCUUUCUUCUGUUUGUCUUAGACUGAUUUACUAAUAUUUACAGUGGUGGUCAAAAGUGUACAUACUAGGGAUGUCCCGAUCCGAUAUUUGGAUCGGAUCGGCCGCCGAUAUUUGCAAAAAAAAAUGCGUAUCGGCAAAGCAUGGAUCCAGUUUUUAAAAAACUCCGGUCCGUGUUUUCCAACGCACCGAUUUAAAUAAUACAUUCCACUUUUCUGCUGCGCCCUAAUUUCCGUUCCGCAUUUUCCAGCACACC
This is a messenger RNA of Nerophis lumbriciformis (worm pipefish), 1212 nucleotides long. RefSeq lists its product as uncharacterized. Gene Ontology annotation, molecular function: RNA polymerase II cis-regulatory region sequence-specific DNA binding; DNA-binding transcription factor activity, RNA polymerase II-specific. Lineage: Eukaryota; Metazoa; Chordata; Actinopteri; Syngnathiformes; Syngnathidae. Gene Ontology annotation, biological process: regulation of transcription by RNA polymerase II. The record is from RefSeq and is a predicted model, not a curated record.